AUGACUACGACCGCCAGCCUGCGCAUCUUGCUCAUCGGCAAUGGAGGGCGCGAGCAUGCACUGGCAUGGAAAUUAAGCCAGUCCCCUCUGGUCGAUUCCAUCUUUGCUAUUCCUGGCAAUGGUGGCACUGCCAGUUGCCCCAAGGUUACCAACAUUGCCAACAUUGCCGCCGACGAUUAUCCCGCUCUUGUCGACUUUGCUCAAUCCAAGUCCAUUAACCUUGUUGUUCCUGGCCCUGAAGCACCUCUUGUCGAUGGAGUAGAGGCCUAUUUUCGUGCCGCCGCCAUCCCCUGUUUUGGCCCUUCCAAGGAGGCUGCCCAGAUGGAGGGCAGCAAGACCUUCUCCAAGGAUUUCAUGAAGAGGCACAACAUCCCCACGGCUGCUUAUGAAAAUUUCUCCGACUACGAUAAGGCAGUUGCCUAUCUCGACCGUAUAUCUCACGACGUCGUUAUCAAGGCUACUGGCCUAGCAGCGGGUAAGGGUGUUAUCAUUCCUACCACCAAGGAGGAAGCCAAAGAGGCCCUCAAGCAAAUUAUGCUGGAUAGAGCUUUUGGUUCUGCUGGAGAUGAGGUGGUCAUAGAGGAGUUUCUGACUGGCGACGAAUUAAGCAUCCUCACUUUCAGCGACGGUAAUCACACCUUGUCCCUUCCUCCCGCCCAGGAUCACAAAAGGAUUGGUGACGGAGACCAGGGUCCCAACACUGGUGGAAUGGGCUGCUAUGCUCCAACUACUAUUGCUACCAAAGAGCUUAUACGCCAGAUCGAGCUCGAAGUUGUACAGCCAACCAUCACUGGCAUGCGCAAGGAGGGUUACCCAUUCAGGGGUGUUCUGUUCACCGGUCUUAUGAUCACCAAUCAAGGUCCCAAGGUGCUUGAGUACAACGUAAGAUUUGGCGAUCCUGAAACACAGACUGUACUUCCUCUUCUCUCUCAUGACACGGAUCUUGCUGAGAUUAUGCUUGCCUGCACGGCGCAUGAGGCUCGUCUCGACUGUGUCAACAUAAAGAUUGAAAACAAGUACAGUGCAACAGUCGUUGUGGCGGCGGGAGGCUACCCAGGCUCUUAUGCGAAGGGAACUCCUAUGGUGGUCAACCCAUCCGCGUCGCCAGAUAUCACUGUUUUCCAUGCGGGAACAAAGCUUUCUCCGGAAGGUCAGCUGCAGACCUCGGGUGGCCGUGUCAUUGCGGUUAAUGCAACCGCCGAAUCACUCGAAGCAGCAGUUAAAAAGGCCUAUGAACAGGGAGUCACGCUCAUCAACUUUGACAAGAUGUAUUAUCGCAAGGACAUUGCUCACCGUGCGUUUCGGUCACAACAGCAAAGAGAGGCCUUGACUUACGCUGGGGCUGGCGUUAGUGUUGACGCAGGGAACGAAUUUGUCGAACGCAUCAAGAAGGCAGUACGUGCCACAAAGCAACCGGGUGCUGACGCCGAAAUCGGCGGGUUUGGCGGCGAGCUUGACCUGGCCAAAUGCGGCCUUCAGCUCGAGGAUGGCCAGCUACCUGUUGUGGUUGGUGCCAUUGAUGGCGUGGGGACCAAACUUAUGAUUGCACAAAAAAUGGGCAAGCACGAUACUGUUGGCAUUGAUCUGGUGGCCAUGAACGUCAACGAUCUGGUAGUCCAAGGUGCCAGGCCCUUGAUGUUCUUAGAUUACUACGGCUGCAGCAGGCUUGAUUUGAGCACUGCGGCAUCUUUUGUUGAGGGUGUAGCAGCUGGCUGUAUCGAUGCGGGAUGCACGCUUGUAGGUGGCGAAACAGCGGAGAUGCCCGGCAUGUAUCAGAAGGACGACUAUGAUGCUGCCGGUUGUGCAUUUGGCGUCAUGAUCAACAGCCAGAGGUUGCCUCGUAAGGAUGAUAUGACCCCUGGCGAUAUCCUGCUUGGUUUGGCCUCUAGCGGUGUUCAUUCUAACGGUUUCUCUCUUGUUCGCCGCAUUUUGGAGCGGGAAGGACUUGCAUAUAGCGAUAUUUCCCCCUGGGAUGCGGGCAGGACUGUCGGUGAGAGCCUUCUGACACCCACCAAAAUCUACGUCAAGAGCCUGCGCGGUGUCAUCGAAAACCGGCUCGUCAAGGGCCUUGCUCAUAUUACAGGAGGCGGUCUGAUUGACAAUGUGCCUCGUAUGUUGCCCGACCACCUGGCGGCCGAGAUUGACUUGAACGCGUGGGAAAUGCCCGCCAUAUUCAAGUGGCUGAAGUCGAGCGGCAAUGUCGAGCCAUACCAGAUGGUUCGCACUUUCAACACUGGCGUGGGAAUGGUGGUGGCAGUGGAUGCAGCUCUGGAAAAGGAAACUAUUGCGGUACUGGAGGCUGCCGGCGAGAAAGUUAUCCGUCUGGGACACCUUGUACAACGGUCUGGCGAGGACCCGCAAUGCAAGGUGCUUAAUCUGGACACAUGGGUAUGA
Messenger RNA from Colletotrichum truncatum, 2394 nucleotides. Its product is annotated as bifunctional purine biosynthetic protein. Gene Ontology annotation, molecular function: phosphoribosylformylglycinamidine cyclo-ligase activity; metal ion binding; phosphoribosylamine-glycine ligase activity. Gene Ontology annotation, cellular component: cytosol. NCBI's taxonomy places the organism in Eukaryota, Fungi, Ascomycota, Sordariomycetes, Glomerellales, Glomerellaceae. Gene Ontology annotation, biological process: 'de novo' IMP biosynthetic process; adenine biosynthetic process. The record is from RefSeq and is a predicted model, not a curated record.